UUUUCUUAUCAAGUUUAGUGUUGUUAUCAGUAAACCGAAUUUUGGCGUAUUGUAUGGCUUAAUAUUGUGUACACAACUCGCACGAUUCAAAAUACUCGUGUAGUCGUGUUUGCUGUCCGUCGUGAUAAUAAACAAUGACUGAAUCGAAUUAGAAUAAGUUAAAUUCAACAUUAAAUUUAAUUUAAUUUUUACUUAAUAGCCGAAAUCCAUGAACGUCGAUUAAUUUUGUGUGUUCUGGUGAUUACUUUAUUGAGUACCGAUAUAGUAGAGUAGAAAUAAAAUGUUUCCAACGAGCACACAAAAAAUGAAUUGGAUAUUCAAAGACGAAUUGGAUUUGAAUGCAUUGCGAGAAGAUGCCAAUAAAAAGUUUAUCACCAGAUUCGGAUCGCACAUGAGUCCCGAUGAGCGGAACACAUUUUUUUUGGAUGCCAAUGAAGAGCAUAUAAUACAGAAAUGUCACGAAUACAUGUUAAGAGAUUUUUGUCACAAAUUUCAACCCACCAUGCCAAAGUACGUAUUCGCAACCGCUUUAAAUUAUUUAAAACGAUUUUAUCUGUACAACUCAGUCAUGGAUUAUCAUCCCAAAGAAAUAAUGGUUACGUGUCUGUUUUUGGCAUGCAAAGUUGAUGAGUUUAAUGUAUCACUAGCGCAGUUUGUUGCUAAUAUCAAAGGUAAUCAAUCGAGAGCGACCACAGUGAUACUGAAUAACGAGUUGUUUCUUAUGGAACAAAUUAAGUACAAUCUCAAAGUGCACCAUCCAUUUAAGGCAAUUGAAGGAUUCCUUCUAGACAUUAAGACAAGAACGCGAAUGUCUGAUCCAGACCGUAUGCGUACUCAUAUUGAUAGUUUCAUUGACAAGUUACUAUUUACAGAUGCGUGUUUAUUAUUUGCACCGUCUCAACUGGCAUUAGCUGCUGUGUUACACUCAGCAAGUCAAAUCAAAGAAAAUUUGGAUUCAUAUGUAACUGAUUUAUUAUUAGGUGAAACAGGGUCUGAACAUUUAAAAGAUUUGAUAGAAGUUGUACGGAGAAUAAGAAUAUUGCAUGUCAGAAUAGCAGACGAUCACACAAAAGAACUAUCACGUAUUAGCAAAAAAUUGGAUAAAUGUCGGAACCAAGAAAACAAUCCAUUUAGUGAAAAGUAUAAAGACAGAAUACAAGAAGCAUUAAAUAAUUCUUUGUAAUUUUAAUUAUUCUAUCUUUUUAGCAUUAUUGUAAAAAUAAAAAAUAUGAUUUUGUAACACUUUAAUGAGAAUGUUAAAGUUCAUGAUUAAAAAUUAAUAAAAAAUUAUUUUUAUUUUUCUAAUUAAGUACCUAUGUUGAAUAAAAUAUAAUUUGUUAAAU
Melanaphis sacchari is the source of this 1343-nucleotide messenger RNA. It is a transcript of the gene CycH, whose product is annotated as cyclin-H. The record is from RefSeq and is a predicted model, not a curated record. Bases 281 to 1183 code for a protein of 300 amino acids. Gene Ontology annotation, biological process: DNA-templated transcription; regulation of transcription by RNA polymerase II; regulation of cyclin-dependent protein serine/threonine kinase activity. The transcript has a single exon. Gene Ontology annotation, molecular function: cyclin-dependent protein serine/threonine kinase regulator activity. Gene Ontology annotation, cellular component: nucleus; transcription factor TFIIK complex. NCBI's taxonomy places the organism in Eukaryota, Metazoa, Arthropoda, Insecta, Hemiptera, Aphididae.